AUGACUUCAGCUAACGGUAACAACCAGACAAUGAGUUUUUCUGAUUGCAGUCUUUUAAAUGACACUCACCAUAUUCCGAUGGACAAGAAAGCUCAGAUUGCCGUCCCAAUUGUGUUCGGUUUUAUUCUGCUCACGGGAUUAAUUGGAAAUGCUUCUGUGAUUCUAAUCGUUCUGAAAUGUAAACAAAUGAGAACGAUUCCAAACAUUUACCUCGUUUCGUUGGCAUUCGGAGAUUUUCUCUUCCUUCUUCUCGCUGUACCAUUUUCGGCGUUUUCUUUCACGUUUCCGGUUUGGCAUUUCGGCAUGACUUUGUGCAAGGUAAACUAUUUUAUGGAGACUUUGUCCCUUGGUGUUUCCGUGUUUACUUUAACUCUUCUCAGCGUUGACCGUUAUUUGGCGAUCUCCCACCCAAUGAGGAAACGGUCAGCGAUUUCAAUGAAGAAGACCGUUUGUCUAGCCUCGGCUGUUUGGAUGAUCAGCUUAACUCUAGCGAUACCCGACGCCAUAGGCUCAGAGAUAAAGGUACAUGUUUACUAUUGUGUAAGCUACUGUGAUCCUUACCCAGAAGCCUGGGGAUUUUGGUACAUGCCAUUUCAUGUUACUUACCGUUUUAUUCUUUUCUUUGCUGUGCCUUUAAUAAUAAUUUGGACAUGCUAUAGCCUGAUGGCACGUACUCUUCUCUCCAGUAACUCACAUAUCCUGGUGGAAGUAUCAUCCAAUCGCCACGGCUCCUCACGAACCAAUGCUGCUCGCACGCAGGUGGCCAAGCUAGUGUUGUCCUUUGUGUUCAUAUUCAUUAUAUGUUGGCUGCCCAGACACAUCUAUCUCUUGGGAAACGCUUACGACUUGUUCGAUUUCAAUCAGUUUUGGUACGUGUUCAAGGUGCUGGGAUUCUGUUUGGCUUUUAGUAACUCCUGCAUGAACCCGAUAGCACUGUACUUACAAAGUGAGCAGUUCAGGAAAUAUUUCCAGCGUUACUUGUGCCGCUGCUGUCCACGCAGGAUGACGAAGUCGGGAACAGACCACACUCCCUCUACAAUGGUCAGUCAGUGUCAUUACACCAAAGGACUAAAUGAGGACACCAGCAGUACGUAUUUCAAAGUGUACAAAGACUAA
This is a messenger RNA of Liolophura sinensis, 1116 nucleotides long. Its product is annotated as neuropeptide CCHamide-1 receptor-like. The transcript has a single exon. Gene Ontology annotation, cellular component: plasma membrane. Lineage: Eukaryota; Metazoa; Mollusca; Polyplacophora; Chitonida; Chitonidae. The record is from RefSeq and is a predicted model, not a curated record. Gene Ontology annotation, biological process: G protein-coupled receptor signaling pathway. Gene Ontology annotation, molecular function: neuropeptide receptor activity. Bases 1 to 1116 code for a protein of 371 amino acids.